AUGGAUUCAGAUGGAGGAGGAGGAGGAUUCCAGCAGGGCCCAGGGAGCGGAGUGGUGGAGUCCCUACUGAGCGACUAUAUGGAAAAGCUCGGGAACAGAUUGGGAAUCCUAGAGACGGAAUUGCGUUACGCUUGGAGAGCCCUGGACCUCUUGUCUCAAGAGUAUAUGACAAUGUGGGAAAGGCUGGAGAAGAUCGAGAUCCUCCUCUUCGAGCAACAAGCCGUCAUCGCUCAACUGAUGGAGUUUUAUUCGUCCUCCGAGGAGCCUCCGCCUCCCCCUCCUCCUCCGCCGCCUCCACCCCCUCCUCCUUCAUCGGACUCUGGUCCGCCUCCACCCUCGCACCCUCCUCCCCCUUCUUCCACCGAUGGUGCGACGGGUGGCGAGAGUCGUGGUGGUUUUGUGGAUGGUGGGGGUGGGGAUAAUACCGAUUCCAUGGUCUUCUCUUCUCUGGACUAUAAAGACUAUAAAUCUUACCGAGGAGAUUCGCCUUGUGUGAGCGAUCAGGAAAUAGAAGAAAUCUCUUCCUUCUCCAUCGAUAAGGGAAUGCUGGACAAAUUACACGAACUAGAUCGGCUUGGUUUUAAGCUCCAACGCGAUUCCCAGCACUUGAAGGAACUCCGCCAUCGGGUCUGGGGUCCGUCUCCCAUAUCCACGUCGCCCAAAUGGGGCUCCCCUCGACAUCGACCCAAACCUUUUUACUCCGAGUCGGAGUUGGAAGAUUGGACCCUGAGCCCGAGAGUGGUGUGGAAUUCCGAGGCUUCUGUGUUCGAGGGGAGAGAUCCCCUAUCAUCGUUCCCCGGAGCGACGUCGGCAAGUCUUCCUCCGUCGGUCACGGGGUCUCCGGUUCGUCGAGGGCGAGGACGAGCCGUUUCCCCCAGUUAUCGAUCUUUGACUCCAGACGUCACUUCUGCUCCCUGCCGGGUUCUCUCAUCCCCCAAGCCGGAUGUCUUCUCGGCUCGGAGCGGUGUGGUCGGGGUGGUCCACGCGAAUAAACGGACCCGGAAGGACGGAUACAUCGGGAGCCCGACUCGUACCUCCUUGCAGGACCUGUCUCGUCCCGAAAAGGAAGAGAACCUGGAAGAAACCGAGAAGAACUUGAUUGCGGAUCUCCAGAGCAUGGUCUCCGAAGUCUCGAGGACCCUGGACUCCCUUUCCGUCCCCGAGGCGUCCUCUCAGCCUCAGGACGGACUGUUAUGCCCGACGUCCAAAUCCCAGAGCCCAACGUCCUAUCUUUUCCUGGACGCGGACCUCGAGGCGGAGAAGCCGUUGAGGCCCCUGUCGCCGCGUUCCCCGCGGGCUCCCAUCAAGAUGAAUUACCUUUCCACGUCCCCGAUCCGACGGAAUUCCUCGUCGGGGAAUCCGUCGGAGGACAGCGGCCUGGGAUCCCUGGGCGGAUUCGACAAGUCUCCUUGCCGAGCUUCACCGAAACUCGCCAAGGAUUACGAGACGGAAGAGGAGUUCGACCGGAAGAUCCGCGAGUUGGAAUUAGAUGCAUUAGCCGACAAGGACAGUAAUUCCCCCGUGUUAGCGGCGCCGAAAGUCUCGCCUCAAAGUAGUUACAUCGACACGGUGAACGUGAUCGCCAACACGAGCCAUUCCCAGCUCGUACCCCAGAUGUCGAUUUUCUGCGCGACGACUCCGGCAUAUACCGUGUCGGGAUAUAAUAGCACGUAUACGACGUACAGCGUGAGCAAAGGGCCUUCGGUCAUGACAUAUCGAGAAGGACCGCCUUCAUACGAGGAGCACAUGAAACGGUACCCCCCUCAGCCCACAAACCUCGCCGAGUAUUACUCUUCGCUGAACCUGAAUUAUCAGUCGGAACUGGCGAGCUCCCACAAUGGAGCCCCUCGCAUGACCGAACCGACGAACGCAAGCACUUCCUCGCAUUAUCGAACCUGGCCCCCAAAGGAGACAUACACGAGCCCCUCGUCGAGAGGAAAAAAAUCCCUCCAGUUCCAAAGCGGAACCAGCAUGUAUUACUACCCUGUUCAAGCCGUUCCCAGGAAACCGGAUCUGUCCCCCACGGAAGAAGCCGGCUGGAAGAAAGACGAGGAACCGCCGAACGAAGACGAGCUACAAGGCAUGGAUUCCAGCUCCUCUUUGUCCUUCAGCAUUCCCGACGUUGCCAAACACGAGAAGAAGGGGAGAUCCGAGGACGCGGAAUCGACCGGACGAGCGCAGCCAUUCUUUCGGAGCAUCAACGUGAGGCAAAUGCUUCCGGCUUGGCACUUCCGGAAGAGCCGAUCCUUCAGCCUCCCCUCCGUGGUGAAGAAGCUCGGGGAAAUCCCGGCCGGCCGGCGAAUCCGAGGGAAACGACUCGUGUCGUCCAUGAAGGGAAUGGUCCAGCGGGUGAGACGCCGCCAUUCCACUUCCUCGGACCCGGAUGAUUCCCCCGACCGGCGGCAUCGCAGGAUCCGUCCGCAACCAUCGUCGGCCGUUCCGAGGAUCUCGACCCACGACGGGAACGACGUCCUGCAUCCCGAUAACAUCGAGAACCUGUUCCCAACCGUGAGUUCGAAGCCGGAGGGCGCCGCGGGCGAAUCCAAGUUGGAACACCUGUUUCCGACCAUCGGGGACAUUCGGAAGGCUUCGAUCGACAGCGUCACCGAGGACGAAAAGAAGCCCGUCGAGCCACAGCCGGCCGAAAGCGGACAAAACACCCAAGAAUUUGCCGUCUCUCGAGCGGUCGGCCGCUAUCGUCAACGCCAACGAUCCGCAGCGUCGUCGUGGACCGAAGACGGGGUCUUCGACGACGACGACGACGACGUGAAACCUCCAGAAAUCCCGCCCUCCUUCGACCUCGAAGCCCUGGAAUCGGAAUCGUCGACGACGGAAUCCCGGCCGAUUCUGCGAACCCAGCGGACGGUGUCCGAAGACGACGAGAGCCGUAAAGGACGUCUCCUGGAACUACCGUGCCAGAGGACGUUCUCGGAGGACGAGGACAGUCGCAGCAUCCCCUCCUACCGGUCGUCCCGGGUCUCGUCGCGUCGCCAGAGCACCGAGGAUUCCAUCGAUUCCGAAGACGAAUGGUACCGAUACGAACUGCGGCAACUGGAGGAAAUGGAAGAAGCUGCCAAGUACGAGCAGGUUGCAUCGGACAUCCGGCCCGACGAACGCGCCCAGCGUCAGAUGAACCUCGUGUUCCAGGAACUCCUCUCGAAAGUGAGAUCGAUCCCGGAGCAUGGAAGUUCGCGGCAUUUAGAACGGGCAUUGACGUUCGAUCACUCGGGGGAUCUCCAGAGGAACCAUCACGAUCGAUGGAUCGAUCAGUCCCUGAGAACGUCCCCGGGGCAGGAUUGGUCCUCGGCAAGCGUUCUCUCCACCGAAUCUGCCUUUUUCUCCGCCCCGUCCGAUUCCAGUCGACAGGAAUCCCAAGAGACGGAAUUACUCUCGGAAUUGCCCUCGAAAGCCGCAGACGUCCUGAGCGGCGAGGAGACGUCUUCGGCAUUUUAUUCCCAGGGGAAGCCGAGCGUAUCCAUUCCCAGUUCCUCUUCGACGGGCGAAUUGAAACCGAAAGAAGACGACGGGGAUUACAGCUCCGGCGACACGAGCGGACCCGACGAAAACCCGCCGAGCUACGACGAAGACGACGAACCGACCGAACGGGAAGUCCCGAUUACCGUCACGAUCACCGCCUUCCCCGAGGUCCAAGAGCAACCGGACGAGGAGCAACCGGCCCAGGAACCAGAAGAACGAAUCGACGAAGACGGCGACACGAAACACGACGACAAACCCGGCUCAAGCAAAUGGAAGCUCUUGAAGACCCUGAAGGAACGGAAACAGGACGACAUGAUGAAAAGCAUGGACGCCUCCACGACCGUCUCCUCUCCCACCGUAAGAAAAAAAAGGGGAGAAAAGUCGCGUGUUUGA
This is a messenger RNA of Darwinula stevensoni, 3870 nucleotides long. NCBI's taxonomy places the organism in Eukaryota, Metazoa, Arthropoda, Ostracoda, Podocopida, Darwinulidae. The record is from the annotation of a GenBank genome assembly.